UGUUAAAGACCGAUGGAAAACAAAAGAAGCCGUUAGAUCUGAUCAAGGGUUUUUGGUACACAGUCUUCUGAGUACACACGCCUCCGUUGCGUGUUUCUUUCUUCUUUCACUACCUCUUCGACUCCACUUCCACGGAAAACCGCUUUUGCUUUGUAAAUAAAGCGGUUUCCCGUUAAUCAGAACUUGCAGGCCAGAAGGUUUAUUUUGAAGAUACACAAUGACUGGAGAGAAGAAUGUAGAAAAUGCUGAGCCAAUAGCUCCUGGUCCAAGUUCUGAUUCCUCAAUUGAUCAGUCUGGAAAAGAUAUGGUUUUCGGGAAAGAUGAACUACCAUCUGCUUCUGUUUCUCUUGCACCUUCCAUAGAGGAAGCUGCAUCUGGUAUCAAAGGAAUUGUUAUUGAUCAAACAUCAGGUUUGGAGCAAGGUGUUUAUUAUCCAACUACUAGCUAUUAUGACUAUAACUAUCCAGGAUAUAAUGGUAACAUUGCUCAGUCGGAUGAAAAAGGUUAUUUUAACACAGCAGGUGGUUCUUACAAAGGUAUCCAAUCUGUUAAUAGUUCACUUCUCUAUUAUAUGCCUGGCUAUGGUCCUUAUGGAUCAGACGCAUUUCCAUGCUACACAUAUGAUUCUAACUAUGCUGGAAAUGGCUCAUCUGGCCCUGCUGCUAAGUCUGGUACUAUAAAGUCUAUGAUGGGACCAAGUGGUUCAGGGAAGUCCAUUGCUUUUAACUCGACAAAAAGCAAUAACAAUAUUUCGAGCAAGGCUUCAAGUUUGAAUUGGAAUCCGAGAGAACAACAGCCUGCUUCUAAUUUUUCAAACUCUAUCCGUCCUACUCAGCCACUCGAGCCGUUAAACAAGUUAGGAUCUGGUUUCCGUUCGACUGCCCUUCCAAAUGGAUUCCAACCAGUUGGAAAAUUUUCAUCGUUCGCAAACCGAAACACAGGUGGUUUCAUGCACUAUGGUCCAGUGAAUUAUCAAUCAACUGGCAGAGUAUGGAACAACAAUAAUGGAUAUAAGUCAAGAGAAAAUUUUAGAAAAAAUGGAGAAUUUGGAGCAUCAACAGAACUAACUCGUGGUCCUAGAGCCAACAAUAGGUGCAAUUCCACGCAGCUAUCAGCUGAGGUUGAGCAGCCAGGGCUGGCUAUUCCAAGGGACAAAUAUAACUUACAAGAGUUUCAAAUACAAUAUGCUCAAGCAAAGUUUUAUGUGAUCAAGUCAUAUAGCGAGGAUGACAUUCACAAGUGCAUCAAAUAUGAGGUUUGGUCAAGUACUCCGAAUGGCAACAAGAAAUUAGAUGCUGCUUUACGUGAUGCGAAUGCUACAUCGAGCGAAUCGGGAGCGAAAUGUCCAGUCUUCCUAUUCUUUUCUGUGAAUGCGAGUGGACAGUUCAUAGGUGUAGCUGAGAUGACUGGGCAGGUUGAUUUCAACAAAAAUAUGGACUUCUGGCAGCUCGACAAGUGGAACGGUUUCUUCCCCGUGAAGUGGCACAUAAUUAAAGACGUUCCCAAUAUUCAAUUAAACCAUAUUACCCUUGAAAACAAUGAUAAUAGGUCCGUGACAUAUACCAGGGAUACACAAGAGAUUGGACUGAAGCAAGGGUUAGAAAUGCUAAGCAUUUUCAAGAAUUAUUCAGAAAAGACUUCUAUAUUAGAAGAUUUCAACUUCUAUGAAAAUCGUGAAAAGUUACUCAAAGCCAAGAGGAAUGCAAAACCAGCCUCUGAAACCAGAGAAUCCCAUAAUCAUGAUUCAGGGAAGCAUGUGAAGGGAUGGAUUGGAUGAUUGGUGAAGGAUUAACGAAGAGCAAUAGUUUCGGAUCAGUCCCAAUUACGUUUCUCGUACAAGAGUAGACAAGUGCCUUGAAGAUUGAAUUUGAGUUGGAAUACAAGAAUUCUGCAGUGUCAUUGAUUUUUAUUUUCCGAUUCCCCCAUGAAUUUAAAUUUAUAAAAUUGAUUCGAAUUUCUUCAUGUUUCUUGGUUUUAGUUUUGGUAGCUUUUGGUUUUUAGUUUGAAACUUUGUCCAAUUCUUCAAUUAGAGGAAAUUGUUUUUCUUUACUAAAUAUUAUCUUGUUUGAGUUA
This is a messenger RNA of Olea europaea var. sylvestris, 2073 nucleotides long. RefSeq lists its product as uncharacterized. Lineage: Eukaryota; Viridiplantae; Streptophyta; Magnoliopsida; Lamiales; Oleaceae. The record is from RefSeq and is a predicted model, not a curated record. The transcript has 10 exons. The coding region runs from base 218 to 1777 and encodes 519 amino acids. Gene Ontology annotation, biological process: mRNA destabilization. Gene Ontology annotation, molecular function: mRNA binding. Gene Ontology annotation, cellular component: cytoplasm.